AUGCCCGUGCAGCACAACACCAGCAAGGACAAGGGCACGGUCAAGGGCAGGGAGUCGAUCUUUAGUCAGCUGCUCAGCUUCACACAGACAUCGGCGGUGUCGUCGCAUCCGAGCGUCGCAUCCGAGGUGGCCCGCGUGGGCCCCGCUGUUGGCGACGAGAUACUGAUCAAGGUGUGGGUGCCGAUGGAGUACACCGGCCAGCUGUACCGUGUGCGCAAGUUCAGCGCGGGCAAGUCGACACAGGAUGUCGUGUCCUUGCUCAACUCGCAGCUGGCGCCCAUCUAUCAGUCGCCCAAGAACAAGCUAUUCCUCAACAAUGACGACCGGCCCGUGCCCAACGUCAGUCUCAAGAACCUGAACCUGCAGCCCGAGGACAUCCUCUAUCUGCGACGCGAGCCCGAGUACGAGCUGGUGUCGCCGGCAUACCCAGGCAAGGGCUCGUUGGUACUGGACAAGGACGUCAAGGUAGCCGAAGCUUUGUUCAAGAUACAGCAGUGGCUGGACUUUGAGGACAAGGAGCUCACGCCCAACUCCAGUCUGAGUCGCAGCGGUGACGAGCGAUCGCCUCGCGCAUCAAUGUCGGGCACAGCAUCGGCCAACCCCAGGCGAUACAGACCAGAGUACUUCCACACAUUGGAGGAUCACAACCUGAUGAUCGUCGGCGGUGAGCGUGAUGGUGACAACCACGUCUCUUCGUACAAGUUGCUCAAGAAGCUCUGUCUGCCCACCAAUCGAAUCACAGGCAAGGUCUCUCGAGGCUACUACCUCAGGCUCUACGAUCAGAAGUUGAUAUCAAACUAUGGUAUCAAGAUAAAAGAUACAUUGAUAUUUAAGAAGAAGACGAUAAACAGAGGACUAUGUGUGGAUGAUGCAGAUGGAGGCAUCGAGAUAUCGGUCAUUUACUCGCCCUUGUCGAUGCUCCCAACGUAUCCGGAGAUCGAUCCGGCCAACGCUGCAGCUGGCGGCGCCAACGGCAAGGACAAGGAGCGUGAGAAGAACGAUAAUCCCGCACAGAAGGACCUGCUGAUAAAGGUGGAGCGACUAGCGGUGAUCGACCCGUCGAUGAUGCCCACGCCCGGCAGCGCCAGCAGUCAAACGCUGCUGUUGCCCGACGCCACCGGUGGCGACGGCACCAAGACGCGCAAGCAAAAGUCGCGUCGCACGCCAUCCAACGUAGGUCUGCCCUUCAACCUUGUACAUAAAACACAUGUAGAUUUCGAGUAUAAAUGGUCCGGCUCCAACCUGGAGGACUCGUUCGAGUUCAAGGAGAAGCUGGGCCAAGGCGGCUACGGCGCUGUGUUCCGCGCGCUGCACCGCGAGUCUGGCACGACUCUAGCCGUCAAGGUGCUCUCCAUCACGCCCAGCCGCAUCGCCGACAUCGAGAAGGAGAUCGACCUGCUCAAGAAGUGCCGCUGCCAGAGCGUGCUGUCCUACUACGGAUCGAUCGCCAAGUUGGCCGAGCUGUGGAUCCUGAUGGACUACUGCGCCGUCGGCUCGGUCAAGGACAUGAUGAAGACGUGCUGUGACACACUGGACGAGGAGCAGAUUGGAUCGGUGGCAGCCGAGGUGCUGGUCGGCCUGGGGUACCUACACUCCAAGGGCAUCGUGCAUCUCGACGUCAAAGCUGCGAACAUCCUGCUCAACGAAGAUGGACAGGUCAAGAUCGCCGACUUUGGUGUCUCGCAGCAGCUUCAGACGCCCUACGGCCAGUCAAACAUUCUCAUUGGCAGUCCUCUGUACAUGGCGCCCGAGCUCAUUCUGAAGGCGCCGUUCAACUCCAAGGCCGACGUGUGGUCGUUUGGCAUCACGUUGAUUGAGUUGGCCGAGGGUCGUCCGCCCUCGCGCGGUCUCAAGUCUAUGGCUCAGCUGACUGAGGUGCCCAACAUGCCACCACCCAAGCUCUCCAAUCCAAAGGACUGGAGUCCAUCAUUCAACGACUUUAUUGCCAAGUGUCUGGUCAAGGACCCCGAACAAAGACCCAAUGUUGGCGACCUUCUUUCACAUCCUUUCAUUCAGAGCGCCAAGUCAACCGAGUGUCUAAGCAACAUGAUGAGGCAAUGUGUUCAAAUCAAAGAGGCACAGAACAAAGAUCUCGAUCCUACCAAGGAGUAG
Acytostelium subglobosum LB1 is the source of this 2112-nucleotide messenger RNA. RefSeq lists its product as hypothetical. Bases 1 to 2112 code for a protein of 703 amino acids. The transcript has 2 exons. Gene Ontology annotation, molecular function: ATP binding; protein kinase activity. The record is from RefSeq and is a predicted model, not a curated record. Lineage: Eukaryota; Evosea; Eumycetozoa; Acytosteliales; Acytosteliaceae. Gene Ontology annotation, biological process: protein phosphorylation.